This is a messenger RNA of Cydia pomonella (codling moth), 2583 nucleotides long. Its product is annotated as recQ-mediated genome instability protein 1-like. Gene Ontology annotation, molecular function: nucleotide binding. The record is from RefSeq and is a predicted model, not a curated record. NCBI's taxonomy places the organism in Eukaryota, Metazoa, Arthropoda, Insecta, Lepidoptera, Tortricidae. Gene Ontology annotation, biological process: resolution of meiotic recombination intermediates; double-strand break repair via homologous recombination. The coding region runs from base 97 to 1542 and encodes 481 amino acids. The transcript has 7 exons. Gene Ontology annotation, cellular component: nuclear body; RecQ family helicase-topoisomerase III complex.
AAAUCUGACACAUGAAUUCGUAAAUAGAGGGAGCGCACGAAAUGAGAUUUUAUUUUUAUAUUUAUGAAUAAAUAAUAUGUACAUUUUUGUUUUAAAAUGUCGUCAAAUAAUUUAGUUAAUUCCGUACGGAAUUUCUUAGCGUCUAAUUUUAUGCGUGUUGAAGAUGAAUGGUUGACUGGAUGUGUUGAGUAUUUGACUGAGGAUGGCAGCAACAAUUACAGCGAGUCGGAUAUACAGAAUCUGGCUAAAGAGCAAUGGCUUCUGAACGAUCUAAAAGAAAUAUGCCCGGGGUCUUUACCUGCUAAUUUGAAAAGUCAGCAAAAAACUGUGCUAAAUGGGAGGUUCGCAUUGCAAAUCAACGCUGCAGUGGAUAUAGGCACACCGGCAUAUCAGCAGUAUAUGAAACUCCAGAAAGUGAACACAGAAAACCUAGAAGCUACUACAAAGUUUGAAGAUAAAGUGCCAAAUCAUAGAAUGAUAAAGUUGUAUCUCACUGAUGGCGUUCAAGAAAUAUCAGCCAUAGAAUACAAACCCAUGAGGAACCUCAGUUGUGACAUCACUCCAGGAUGUAAAGCUCUCAUUAAAGGUCCGAUAGAAUGCCGGCGCGGCGUGCUGUUGCUCACGGAGAGCUCGAUAGAGCUGCUCGGAGGAGAAGUCCAGGAAAUCGCCGUCUCCAACUCUUUGGCCGGCUUGCUGUCCAGCAAACUUGGCGUGCCUAUGACUCAAGGCACCGCAGCAGACCUGAACACAACGAUCCAUCGAAACGACAUACCCAUGCCGCACUCCGAAAUGCCUCCAGCCCGCGACCAACGUUUCGAGCAAACAUUUGACCCACCCCGACCCGUCGCCAUAGUCACCAGCGUCCAACAAGCCAACUUUGCCGAUGAUGACAUCGACAUAGAUCAACUAGCAGCUAUAGAAGAACAAUUAACUAAUAAACGGUCAUUACCUGACGAUAGAAGCAAACCUGAGAAGAAAUUAAAAAUAGACCCUAUCAACACUGUAAAUAGGGUCGAUGAUUACCCAGACGACAACGAUUUAUUCGCCGAAGACGAAGAUUAUUUGAGAGAGUUAGAAUCUAAAUUCGAUGGUUCAGGUCCUGUCCUGAUCUCAUCUGAACCAUUUACGUAUCUAAAACAGAUAAACGAGAUGAGAGAAAUAGAGAAAGCUGGGAGAGUGUUCAGAGUGAAAGCACAGAUAAUGAAAUUGUUGUCGAAAUUGUCUGUGGGUAAAGAAGGGUGGAGUUUAAGGUGCACUAUUGUCGAUGGUACGGGGAGUUUGGAUGUGGACUUUACUAAUAAUGUGUUGUCUAAGUUGGUCGGGUACACGCCGCAGGAGAUGAAUCAGCUGAAGAAACAGAUGGCGACGAAUCCGCAGCUGAAAGAGAAAGCUGUUAUGGCUCUCCAAAAAGCCAAGGAAGCUCUACAGGUGUUGUACUGCAUUAUAGAGUUGACUAUGCUGGAAAUACCCAAAAUAACGUGCCUCAUACCAUUCGAUGGAUCACACUUGGACUUACUGAAGAAAAGGAAGACUAAUUUAUAGCAAUUAAAUGGGCAAUAAAAGCAGUGGGCUGACACUCGACCUUUCGGGCGCUCUCGGCUCAGCAUUGCUCCGAGCAAUUAUUAGGGUUGACACAAUUCUUGUUUCUUCUUCUUCUUCUUCUUCUAUAUUAACUAAAAGUUGCCCUAAAAUUCAACUUUUAUACUAAAAACGGCUUUAAGUAUGUUAAAUUAACAAAAUAUAUUUUACAGAUGCUUUCGCGCCCAAAACGCUCUUUGAAAAUUGUGUGACGUCACAGUUUACGGUUUGACACAUAACUACAUACACACGUAGAAGAUACGAACUGUCAACUGACAGUUGUCAUUUGUUCUUUAUCGCCUAACUGUCAACAGUGUCAAUCCGAGAGCUGUGACGUCAUCAGAAUCUUCAAUGACGUUUCGAGUUUGGUCACGUGACGUGUGCCAAAAGAUAUUUUAAAUUAAAAACGUAUAAAUAAUAAAAAGAAACAGAUCAAGAUAAAAACUGAAACGUGAAAACGGUUAAUCCCUCGUGUGUGUGCGUGUAUGUUUGUGUGUGUGUGUGUGUGUGUGUGUGUGUGUGUGUGUGUGUGUGUGUGCGCGCGUGCGCGCGUGCGUGCGUGCGUGUGUGUGUGUGUGUGCGUGCGUGUAUAUUCGAGCGAUAAAGAGACAGAUGAGACAGAUACGAAAUUUCGAAUUUCGCGGUAGGUCUCUGUAAACAAACCGCCUUGAUGCAUCAACGUCAUAGUGCAAACCUGUGAAAAAACUGUUUAUUUAAGGCAUAGUAUGUUUAAGUUAGUUUAUGGUUUAGAAUAUGUGAUAGUGCUGCUCUCUGCCGGCAAAACAUUGCAGUAAUUCUCCCCAUUGAGGCGUUUAGAUUUUUGUGAGCAUCUUGGCCACUCUGAUAUAUCUGAUGGCGACUACAGAAGUCCCACUGUGUAACAAAACCAAUGUUGUUGAUUUUGGAUAUGUCUUAUGACUACUUUUACUCUAUUUUUUUUUUGAAAUGUAAUUUGGACAAAAAUUAUCACCUACUUUAUUAAAAAUGAAUUCUCAAAUGAAACAA